AUGACUCCGGAGGAGUUUGAGAAGCAUUCUCAAAGAGAGGGGAUCAAGAAAUGGAAGAGCAAUAUUUGGGUCUCACUUGAAGGACUUAAGGUUCCACUCUGGAGAACUUGCUUGCUUAAAUACUAUAAACAUUCUCAAAAUGAGGCCAACUGGACUUCUGGUGCUCUUCGUCGCCGCAACUUCCAUCGUGAUGAGUUCAUCCGCUGCUCUCACUGCAAUAAGGAACGACGCUUUCGUCUUCGAACUAGAGAUCAAUGUCGGAUCUACCAUAAUGCAAUCACUAAUCAAAGAUGGAAGUGUGUUGAUCGUCCCUACGACAUGUAA
Cucumis melo (muskmelon) is the source of this 324-nucleotide messenger RNA. Its product is annotated as protein ULTRAPETALA 1-like. Lineage: Eukaryota; Viridiplantae; Streptophyta; Magnoliopsida; Cucurbitales; Cucurbitaceae. The coding region runs from base 1 to 324 and encodes 107 amino acids. Gene Ontology annotation, cellular component: nucleus; cytosol. The record is from RefSeq and is a predicted model, not a curated record. The transcript has a single exon.